GCUGUGCGUCGAGGAUCAUCGCGGUUGUCGACGUUGCGGGACUAACUUGUGGUUUCCACUAGAAAAGGGUCUCCUACACACGCAUACGCGAAUAUGUCAUUGCGCUUUAUGGCUGUACAUCGUUUUUCACCGUAAAUAGUCAAGAUGGAGUUUGAACGUGCACCAGGGCGGCAAGCACCUCGCAUACCACCGUCAACGGCUGCUGCCCCCUCUCUUUCCAAUCGAGUUUCUUCGUCUUCCGGUGCUUCUACGGUUCAACAUAUCACCGGCCCCAUAGUGGACGGUGCUUACGUGGAAGAAGGUAUGCGGACAACGCAGCUUCGCGAUUCCUCGAUUGUAGUGGAAGAACAACUUCGGCAGCGGUGGGGCACACUGACACAGCGUGAGGAACAGCUCAAAGCAGCGGAGCGGUCCUUCGCCCAAUCCGUGGCGGCGUGGGAGACGCAGCGACGUCUGUGGGAGGUGGACCUUGCAGAGAGGUUGGCAGCUGUAGAGGCGCGUGAGGCGCACCUUGGCAGCGCAUGAUCAAACACAGAUCUUUGAUGAGCUGCUAAAAAGAGAAAAAACCUCUAUCACGGUUCAUUCUACUCGCGGAAUAGUGGGAACCGUCGAUGAGACAACGGUGAUAAGAAGUCCGGCUUGGCCACGUCGCGAGUGUAUGGAGGUACUACUGCUGUUGCUUUCCACUCGUUGCUGUACCCCUAUAGUUCUUCUGCUCUUCCACAGGUGGAAGUGUUGUACUGUUAGGGAGGGUCUCGAUGAGGAAAAGCUGGCGCCUUUUGUAUUCCCUCGAAUGCCUUCUUUUUUUUUUGUAGGUGUCGUCGUAAGCCAAUAGGGCUUCUUGUUGUCUUCUUUGGUUUUGGAUUUUGCUCGUGCUUUGGUGUUGUCCCUGCUACCGUGCCGUGGCCGCUAUGCAAACUCGAUAUAACGAUUCUUCUUCUUCUACGCACAACACCACAAGUUCGGCGAAGGCGUUCGAAGUAACCUUCAUGCAACGCGCCGGGUUGGUGCCCAAAGCAGCUGUGCUGCUUUUCCUCAACGUUCGUAAACAAACAAACGAAAAAGUGCGUCUUUUUUUUGACGUCUCCCACCACCCUCUCCUUGCGCCUCGCUUUCUCUUCCUGUUGCCGUCGCCUCCGCUUCCCACUACACGUAUCUUCUGUGGCACCGCCACGGAAUGCUUCUGCGUUUCUUUUUUAUUUUUCUACGUUGAUCAGACAUUCAGAUUGCAGCCAAUUGCCUUCUCAGCCCCCUCUUUGUGCUUCCCUCUUCUUCACACACGAAGCCUCCUUAAGGAGGGCUGCUGGUCCAGGAGGCAGUGCUGCACGACCGCAGACUAACGACACCCAAAUAGAACGAAUAAUACAACGAAUGCACGUGAGACGGAAAAGUAUGAAAGUUGCGUGUGUGAGAGGUGCGAAGAGCAGCAAAGGUGGUUGAUCGUCUACGCGCCGCAGCCUUUUUCUCUUCCGUUUUCUGUUGGUGCGUAUGGAGCUGCGCAUGAGUCGCGGUAGAAAUCUCCGUUUCUUGGUGGAUCGUGCGGUGUGCUCGCUUCGCUUUUACGAUGCAGCGGCUGCGAGUACGACGAUUGAUGCCUUGGGACAGCUGAGCGUCUGCGGGCUUCACGCGCCGGAGCUGCUGCGCGAGUUAGCGCCGUCUCUCCCGUACUACACACCCACCCAGCUCACGACGCUCAUGCAGGGUCUUUCGCUGCUGCGCGUGUCGCAUCACAUGAUGACGGCCUAUGUGCUCAAGCUCUUUCUUACCUCCCUGAAACAGAAGAGCCACAUGCAAGUUGGUGAUGUGCAAACACACGUGCCGUCGUCGGCGUUGUAUCAGAGCGAGGUGGCGGCGAUGGCUGCCAUGACACGUGUGCUUCAGCAGUACCACACGCAGCGGACCAUUCGCGCCUUUUUGGCAGCGGCAGACCGGGCAUUGCGGACAGGAAGAGGAUUGGCGUCUGAUGAGCGUGCCGACGUGAGGGCAGCCUCUGCGAAGCUGAAAAACGGAGUUCGUGGGGACCUGAAUUGCGUGCGGCUGCCACCUCACUCCGCUUCCUCUACCUUGUGUAGUCCUCACGAUCGCGAGACAGCCCUGCAGCUCCUCUACCUUCUCGAGGUGUUUAUCAACGCGGGCGUGUGCGUGGCGGCGCCGCACACCCCGCAUUGGCUGCGGCGCAUGCUGGUGCACGUCCCGCCGAGUUGCUUUACGCUGCGUGAGCUUCUGCACGUGCACACUCGAUUGUUUUCAACGGACGGUGGCCAUACGGCGUCUGCACAGGACAAGGCUGGCGGCAACCUUCGCUGCCUUCACCGAACACAGUGUAUUCACAUUGCCAGCGCCGUCGUGCGUUCCAAACGGGAGGCGGCGACGUUCGCGCAGCACUGCGAAGCACAGAUGAAUGAUGCCCCGUACGUACAGCACCUUUCUUGCGAGGACCAGCGGUUUAUGGAGAGCUUCUACGUCCAGCUUUCUGAGACGGAGCGAUACGCCGUGCUGCGGUGCGCUGUGCAUUGUAAACUGGGUGGGAAGGAAGAGCGUGUUCACGGUGAUGCUGCAACGCAACUGCAGUCCGUUGCCGGUGCGUCAGAGUAUGCCUUCGCGGCGACGUGGCACGCCUUCUGCACCGCCGACGCCUUUUAUCGUCUGACACGUGAUUUAUGCGGAGAACCCUGCACGCAGUCGUGGCGUUGGUGGUUGAGGCUGCUGGAGGGUCACAUGACGUGUCAAGGCGCGGCGUCCGCCGUGUCAGUGAGAGGGUGUUCCGCACCGACUGCCACGCAGGACGCGGUGUUGCUGUCCAUUGCACUUGUACAGCUACUGCACGCCCAAUACACGCAAGACCUGACCGUUGGCGGCAGCUUUGAUGCCCCCUGCUCGCUGCCGCGUUCAACACCACUGGAGGCAACCACUCGUUUCGGGACACCGGCCGCUGACUCGGUUCACGCUGCGGUGCGGCUGCUGUGCAACCUUCUUCCCCUGUGCUGCGCCGCUACUUCUCCCUGUCCUCCUUCGCUGUCUUCUCAAGCGGUGGAGGCGGCAACGUGGGAGCUGUUGUCUCUUCUUUUGGCAGUCGGCGCCGCAUCGCACGAAGAGGGGGAGGACCUCUCUUUUCGAAAUUGGUUAAAAAGGCGGCAGCAACAGUGUUCGCAGUACGCUGACCAUGACGGUCCAACAGAAACGCUGCCGCUGUGGGAUCGCUUCAGCCAAGUGCACACCAGUACACUUUCCUGUCUCAUGCUGUGGUGGUUCCAGUACUGGAGACACGAUGAAGGCAUCCCGUCAAAUAGCGGCCGCCUCACCAGUCGGUGCCCUCUCCAUUCCGCUGAGAAGCUGUUCUACCUGCAUUGGCGCAUUGCAGAGCGCGCAGACCAUGAUCUCUGUCGAGCGAGCUGUGGCGGUGAGGGAAGAGAAGGAAGCAUUUGUCCUCCUUUAUGGGACUCAGACGAAGACUCCCUUCGGCUGGUGUGGCAGGCGUUGAUUUCGGCCACGGUGGCGAGUCUUUCACAUGUGCAUUCGCUCUAUCAGAGAGGCCACGAACAAGGCGGUGACUCCGACGCUCGCGCUUCGUCCUACCCCUCCAGUUGCGUGAUCGACCUCCUCUGUGUGCUUUCAGAAGGCAUGCGACGGAGACAGGCUUCCACGAAGCGUUUCACAUCUUCGCUGCUCGACGUGAUGUGCCAAUCGUCGCUGCCCGGUGUGUGUUGCGACGUUGUGGAGCUCCUCACGACUGACGUAAACAUGGGUAGCUCGCAGGUGCACGGUGUCGCACCACGUCCCCGUCUCCAUGUAUUCAAAAGGAUGCAGCUAGAGCUGAAUCCAGUUCAGCAGUGGCGUCGGUGUGAGUGGUGGGGGCCCACCACGACACGUGACGGCUCAUCGCCUGAUAUGAUGAACGUGCUGCAGCAGCUUCUCCGCGGUGCGUUUUGCGGAGACCCCACACCCACUUUUGCGGGUACUGGCAGUGACCACACAUCCACGUGCCGCGUGUGGCGGUGGCUGUAUCGUCUUCUACUCGUGUAUCUUCAGCAGCACUCGACGUGCCUUUCCGGUCAUCGUCUCUUGGGUUCUUCCGCUGCGAGAGCAUGCGACCAGGCGGAGGAGAGGAUUUGCCCAGCGGUGUACCAAGCGUGUCUCAGCUCUCUGUCGCUUCAGUCGGUGGACGGCGUAGAACGCACCUCACACUGCGGCUCUGCCUUCCAGCUGACCCACCCGACCUCCCUUGCACCCACGUUCCCCGUUUUUGCAGCGCCCGUUCAGUCGGGCUCGUUCUCGCAUUAUGCGCAAUUGGCGAGCACGAUGAUGUGCAACAUCGAGAGCUUCUGGAGCUGGAGCGACGACGUGUUCAUGAACGACACAUUGCGUGAUCUGUGCAACGGGCCCGCACCGCCAACCCUUUCCUCCUCCGACGUCUCCUCCGCGGGAGCAUGGCUAUGGCGGCAGAGGCGUUGGUACCGUGAUGAUCGCAUCAUCCACCUUGCUGGAGUAAGUAGAAAAACCCAACAGGCGGCAACUACGGGUGACGAUGCCGCGCGGCUAGCGGGCGGUGUGAGGGUGGGUUUCGAGGACGGCGCUGCCCGUGCAGAACGAGUUGGGUCUGGCGACGGCGCCGUGGAGGACGGCCAACCAUGGCGAGAUCAAGAGCUACUCGUUGAGCUUGUUGGACACGUGAGGAUGACCACUGGAGCAGCUUUACUACUCAACGGCUGUGACAAAUGGGGAAGCCCUUCUGAUUUAACAGACGCAGUUUUGCCGGAAAGCAACUGUGCGUGUGAGGCUUUUCCGCGCACUGCGUCUCCACUUCUCCGCCAUACGUUUAUGGACGGCGUGCUGGCGCAGCUUCAAGCCUUCUUUUGGACGUAUUGCCGGGACGUGUUGAUCGUGUGCUCUUCGCAGAUCAGAGAAGCAACACCAGGCAUUAGCUGCAUCGCGUGGGUGCGCAAUGCAGAGUUAGCAGUGCUGCAUGGUGUCCUCGAAUGGAGGCAAGCGGAGCGGAAGUAUCCUUUUCGUCGUGGACUCGUGGAGGGCGGUGACGGCGCUGCUUUCUCUUCUCUCAGUGACAACCGCGAACGCCUAUCCACCGAUGCAGAACACCGAGCGUGCUUGAUGCUGCUGCCUCUACUGUGGCAUGCACUUCACGCGCCUCACGGAACACGUACAGGACAGAGUAGCGAUGCCGACGAUUUGCCUGCUGACCUCAAAAGUGCUGCGGUGCGGAGAGCCGUGCUGGACGUGUGGCGCCUGCGAGUCUUCGCAGACGAGUGGUGUCGCCACCUCCCUCUCACUGGCGCGCACGCGCCUGCUCACACGCGUCUUAUGACGUGUCUGCGGGCAUCUCUUUCCUCCCCCAGAGACGGCCAUAACGAAGCGGCUGACUCGGUGUUACGGCGAGCGGUGGCGGAGUUGGAGGCGACGGUGAAAGGCCACGACUGGCUGGACAACACGGCGUCUCCAGCGAGUCGCCCUUUCCACUUUUUAAUCGAUAUGCUGGACAGUAUUUGCCGAAUGGCACCACAGAAAGAACCUCCCAAGUGUACAUUCGCAUCUGCCGAGGAGAACGGUCAGCUUGGCUCAGAAAGGUACGGGACGACAGCGGGGAGCGUCCCCCACUCAUUGGACGGCCUGUCCCCCAUGGAGAUGUACCUGAAAUGCAUCCUUCCGCUCCACCCUUUCCUCAGCAGCUCGUGUGGUUUUCUGGGAGAGGUGCGCCGUGUGUCAGAGCGGCGACUGGUGGUGGUCACGUGGGUGCACGUACUGGUUGUGCAGAGCCUUUCCACGCAGCACCCUCGACUCUACGCAGGAAGCUGUGAAUUGACUUCCACGGAGGGCGGUGACCACAACGGAAGUGAGUCGUCCUGCGCCGCUUGUGUGCACGAUUCACUGGCGACACUCGCUGCUUUAGAGCAGAAGCUUCUGAGCGUGGGCGUGGGCGUGGGUAUGUCAGCGUCAGCCUGCCGCGAGCCUGUUGACAAGCGGUGCUGCCUUUUGUGCUUAUGUUUGGUGCGUGAGCUGCAGGCGGCUUUAACCGCGCUGCGCAUCUUAGUUUCAGACCCUCCAGAACACCAUCCGUCACGGUUGAAUGCGGCUCCUCUGUGUAAAAAAAACUUUAAUGCGGUUCAAUAG
Leptomonas pyrrhocoris is the source of this 6123-nucleotide messenger RNA. RefSeq lists its product as hypothetical. The coding region runs from base 1489 to 6123 and encodes 1544 amino acids. The record is from RefSeq and is a predicted model, not a curated record. The transcript has a single exon. NCBI's taxonomy places the organism in Eukaryota, Euglenozoa, Kinetoplastea, Trypanosomatida, Trypanosomatidae.